GCAUGCGCCUUGUCAUUUUCAUUGGCUGGUCAUAGAUAAAAAUUACAAUUCUGCCAAUAAUCGGGCCAUAGCUCAAGUCUUGUUCUGUGAUAAGUCUAAUUUUACGGUGUUAGUGGGCUGUCUGAUGUGCAUUUAAGUGAAAAUAAAUUAUAAUAACAACAUGCAAAUCAAAGAAUACCGUGUUACUAUGCCCCUCACAGUAGAUGAGUACCAAGUUGCACAGUUGUACUGUGUAGCAGAGGUGUCCAAAAAUGAAACUGGUGGUGGGGAGGGCAUAGAAGUCAUAAAGAAUGAACCCUUUAAAGAUUUCCCCUUACUGGGUGGGAAAUUUUCAUCUGGUCAGUACACAUACAAGAUUUACCACUUGGCGUCGAAAGUGCCAGCGUUCAUACGGCUACUGGCACCAAAGGGCUCCAUGGAAGUGCACGAGGAGGCGUGGAAUGCCUAUCCUUACUGCAGGACCGUGCUCACGAACCCGGGUUACAUGAAAGAAAACUUCGUCAUUUGCAUAGAGUCACUACAUUUACCAGAUGUUGGCGAUCAGUUCAAUGUACACGAGCUGCCCCCGGAGAAGCUAAAGAACCGUGAAGUGGUUAAAAUCGACAUCGCGAAUGACCCCAUCUCGGCGAAGGACUACAAGCCAGAGACAGACCCCACGAAGUUCAAGUCGAAAAAGACGGGCCGAGGGCCGCUGGUCGGACCCAACUGGAAGGACGAAGUGAAACCCGUAAUGACGUGCUACAAGCUGGUCACGUGCGAGUUCAAGUGGUUCGGGCUACAGAGCAAAGUAGAAAAUGUCAUCCAGAAAAGCGAGCGACUCUUGUUCACAGUUUUCCAUAGACAAGUGUUCUGCUCUAUGGACGACUGGUACGGCAUGUCGAUGGCGGACAUCCGCGCUAUCGAGGACCGCACCAAGGAGGAGCUGGAGAAGCUGCGGCGCGAGGGAGAGGUGCGCGGGAUGCGCGCAGAAAACGAGUAAACUGUACAAUAUGGACAGGUGAUCGGACUUGACGAAAUUGCGACUAUAUACCUUCAUUUGUUGUUAUACCUUUGUUUUCAGGACAGCGAAAUAUGACGGUUACGUUACUGAGGCGAUGGGAAAAUGUGCCGCACUUACAUUUUGACGCACUAGACCAGAUACGCGAAAUACCAAACUCAAUUCGAAGCUGUUGUAUGGAAUUACUUUUCCAUAUAAGUUCGUUGGCUACGAAUAUUAUACCCGGUUGUUGAAUUGAUAUCUGUAUGAUUCAGAGUAUAUUAUUGUUUCUAUUUGUGGGUAAAAUGUAUCGUUUCGUCUCGUGUCUGUGAAAAUUUGUAUAUUUUGUGCUGAUUACAUGUAAAGUGCAAAAACUCCCAAAGCUUUAUCCAUUAAAUAUUAGCACACGCCCAAUCUCAAUGAACAUACAGCCCCUCUCAAGUAAAAGAAGACUUAUUUUUCGACAGUUGUUUAUUUAUACUUUAUAAAAUAAUUAGAUAAUAAUUCUUUAUAAGAAAAUCGAGACGUCUUUGUCCUAAGACCAAGUUUAUGUUGAUGCUUCGCAUAAAUAUUUAUUUUUAAUACCGAUAUGUAGUUGCAAUUUCUUCAAAACUCCGUUUCACCAUUAGGCGUCAGGCGCACGCUAGCUUCCUCUUGUAGAAAUGGCCAGUUACUUUUAAAAUAUCCGUAUAAAGUGCUAAUAUAGCAAAGUGAAAAAAUUAAAGUAAAAAUGUUUAAUAUAGCUUCAUAAUAUACUAUUGUCUUUAAAAAGUGUGUAUUUUUUGGACAUUUCUAGAACAGGAAGUUUGUGCGCACGAAGUGUGCGGACGCGCUUGCGUCCACCGCGUAUGAUACGCUCAUUUCAUCCAAUAAAAAGUUUUAUUAAUAUCAAUUUUUGUGUAGUAAAAAUUAGUGUUUCAUGACGUCCAUUACUUCGAUGAGUCGUUUGUGAAAGAAACUGUUACAGAAGCGCUCGGCGCGUCCGCCCUCGCUCACAUGCCCGAGCCUCGCGGAAUAUUCUGUUUGGAGCAAUCUUUACACAAAUUGUUAUGUUACGGCUGCUGGCAGUCUUAGCACGUCAAUGUUUAUCUAAAUCUUUCUUAGUACCUUAAGAGAUCCCCUUUCGUACGAAUUAGAUCUCGACGAGGCGAAGGCAUAAAUACCAUUAGAAAAAUAAUAAUAUAAUUCAGAUGUGGAAUAGAUAAUAUUUAACUAAUAAGUCGAUGUAGUCAGUGGUUAACAGGUAGUGUUGUCGUUACCUAAUAAUUAAAGUAAUUCGAUACAACUUUGACAAUUGAUUUAUCAACGAGAACGGUGAGACUCGCUGCUUUCGCCGUUCAAAUGUUCUGUUAGAUAACUUGCCUCGAGCAGAUUUUUGGCUGUUGUUUAUAUUUAUAUUAUUAUAUAAAGAAAACACUUAUUGUAAGUAAUUUUGCGCAAUAGUAUCAGGUAAAUAAUUUUGGCACGAAUGUAAAUUCGAAUGGAUAUUUUAUCGGUGCAAUAUAUUUUUAACAUUGGCUACCGGAGAUAUUAUGUGGGUCGGUUUCACACGUAGCGGGCGUCGUCGGUGGAUACUAAUAUGGCGGCGGUGGCAGUAUGGGACAUGUGGGACAUUCAACAUAUAUCGUAUUUAUAACAAUAUGCGCGACGCCCUCGCAUGACUUGGUGAUGCAUGUGUAUUUUAAUUAAUAAUAAGUGUUUGUUGUUUAACAAAUCAGUAUUGUAAUAUUUGUGUGACAUUCCAGAUGCUAUGCCGAUUGUUGGUUUUAGUUUAUUUUGUCGUUCAUUUAUUGUUUAUUAGCUCUCUGUCCGCGUUAUACCCUGUAAUGGGCAGCGAUUUGUAAACUAAUUUUGAUCAUUGAGUACAAUAACAUAAAAAUAUUAUUGUGUCUGCCACCUUGAAUAAUGUCCAAUCCAAAUGUAAGCUUUUAUUCCCCUUGUUUUUAACCACUGCGACUUUGGCCGCAUAUAUUUAUAUUGCUUCUGUUUGUUCAGAGCCGCCGGAGACCGCAUUCUCAUAGUAAAUGAACUCGGCGUUGUAGCUCCAGAGCGGCCCCAGCGACUCUGAACAACUAGAUAUUUUUGCUUAAUUAUUGCACUCGUUUUUUAAGUUUUUUUUACUUAUGUUGUAAUAAGUUUUACAUCAAAUACAGCGUGAUAUAUAUAUUUGAGAGUAGUCUUUUAUUAGUAGACAUUAGCAAAUUGUUCGCAUCCCGCUUUUAGCAACGUCUAGAGCUUGUGUUCCUGUGUUUCAUUACUUUGAGCAGAGAUGUAGCAUUUAAAGUACUUAAUGACUGCUCUAAGGUCACUGAAAUAGCACAAUCUUGUUCGUGGAGUUACAAAUAUAAAUAUUUUUGUAGUAUUUCGGACCAAAAUCUAGGAAAUCAUUUUAUCUGCAAUUCUCAAAUGUUUGGCCAUAAUAAAGAAUCUGCUGUUUAUUAAAUCCUUGUCGCUUUGACAUUGUUAAACUAAUUUGUAGCAGUUACCAAAUAAAAUUAAGUACACAUUUAAA
Molecule: messenger RNA, 3488 nt
Organism: Plodia interpunctella (Indianmeal moth)
Lineage: Eukaryota; Metazoa; Arthropoda; Insecta; Lepidoptera; Pyralidae
Gene: vib
Product: vibrator
Exons: 8
Coding region: 161-979 (272 amino acids)
Biological process (GO): phospholipid transport
Cellular component (GO): cytoplasm
Molecular function (GO): phosphatidylinositol transfer activity; phosphatidylcholine binding; phosphatidylinositol binding
Source: RefSeq, a predicted model, not a curated record